CGCCACAAAACAUUUUAUUCGCUCAAAAAUCUCAGAAUUUCUUGCAAAUCUGUGCAAAAAUCCCCCAUUUGUGGCAUCUGUGGUAACCAGAGGAUGCACCUGUGAGUGUUUUAGAGUAAUAGGCAAGAGUAAACUUCCUGGGUGUGCCGUUAUCUCCAAGAAUCAGGAUUCCACCAUUCAAAUGGAAGGGUUCGUCCAGCACUAGAGUGCGAGACUGAAAGAAGUCUGUGCGGAUGUAGGUACAUCGAUGAGGCGUCUCUGGAAAUUACGAGCAUGGACCCCAAGAAUAAGGGACAACGGACGGAAUGUUUCCAUCCCCUCACAUCGCAAAGUGAUGUCUUUGAGAAUGUCACUCCGUUGAUUCAAUCUGCCCUGGAUGGGUACAAUGUGUGCAUUUUCACGUACAAACAGACGGGCUCUGGGAAGACCUUCACAAUGGAGGGUACUGAGGGUGAAUUGGGCGUUAUUCCGCGUACCAUUGACCUUCUUUUUGAUUCCGUGAAGAAUUACAAGAGAAUUACCCGGGAGUAUGAGAUCCGGGCAACCUUCCUGGAGAUCUACAAUGAGGUCCUCUAUGAUCUUCUCAAUCCGAAGGCGACUGACUUGGAAAUCCGCAUGAUCAGCGCAUCAAGCAAAACGGAUGUUUAUGUGAGCAACAUAACGGAGAAGAUUGUUGAGAAUGGGCAACAAUUGAGGGCAUUGAUGGAUGCUGCCAAGCACAAUCGAGCAACAGCCUGCACGGUUGGCAAUGAACGUUCAUCGCGCUCCCCACACGCAAUUACGCGCCUACAGCUGAUUGGAGUGCACGUGGGGAAGCAGGAAAAGUGUGUUGGAACCGUUAAUCUUGUGGACCUCGCAGGAUUAGAGUUCCCGAAGACCAGCACCCGAAUGGAGGAGACAAAGAAGAUCAACAGGAGCCUCAGUGAGCUCACAAAUGUCAUCAUGUGGCCACCAGCAGCGCCUAAAUUUUAUUUUUAA
Lutzomyia longipalpis is the source of this 978-nucleotide messenger RNA. RefSeq names its product protein claret segregational-like. Gene Ontology annotation, cellular component: mitotic spindle; microtubule; kinesin complex. Gene Ontology annotation, biological process: microtubule-based movement; mitotic spindle assembly. The record is from RefSeq and is a predicted model, not a curated record. Bases 274 to 978 code for a protein of 234 amino acids. The transcript is spliced from 3 exons. Lineage: Eukaryota; Metazoa; Arthropoda; Insecta; Diptera; Psychodidae. Gene Ontology annotation, molecular function: microtubule binding; ATP hydrolysis activity; microtubule motor activity.